AUGGCUUCAGUUGAUGUAACAGCUUCUUCUUCUUCAUCAUCGUCAUCUUCUUCCACCAUUAAAGGAUCUUAUUACCCUUCCUGGACGACGGACUUCACUCCAUCAGACAUAGACACGACUUUGUUCUCUCACAUUUUCUAUGCUUUCCUCUCCCCGAGCAACAUCACCUUCAAGUUCGAGCUCCCGGAGCCGAUGGCAGCGGCCCUCUCGAACUUCACGACCACCCUCCGUUUCGCGAGCCCGCCGGUCAAGACCGUCCUCUCCAUAGGCGGUGCCGGAGACGCUCCAACCGCUCUCUUGGCCGAGGUAGCUUCGAGCCCUUCCUCACGAAAGGACUUCAUCAAUUCUUCAGUGGAGGUUGCAAGGAAGUUUGGGUUUGAUGGGCUUGACCUUGACUGGGAAUGGCCAAAAAACCCAAAGGAGAUGGAUGAUUUGGCCCACUUGUUGAGGGAAUGGAGGCUUGUGAUCACCGAGGAGGCCCGAGCCACCAAGCAGCCCCCGCUGUUGUUGACCGCGGCGGUGUACUUCGCCUCCGACUUCUUCCUCGAUCCGGUGUACCGCAUGUACCCGGUGGCGGACAUUAGGGAGAAUUUGGACUGGAUCAACGCCAUGUGCUACGAUUACCACGGGGCGUGGGACACCUCCGCCACGGGGGCCCAAGCUGCGUUCUUCGACCCAAAGAGCAAUCUGAGCUCGAUCCAUGGGCUCAACUCUUGGCUAUGGGCAGGGAUGCCCAGGAAGCAGAUAGUCAUGGGCUUGCCCCUUUACGCGAGGACUUGGGAGCUCAAGGACCCAAAUGUCACCGAGAUCGGCGCCCCCGCGGUGAAGCCCGGCCCUGGGGGCGGCCUGCUCACUUACUCCGAGGUGCAAGUGUUCAAUAGGAACAAUAGCGCCACCGUGGUAUACGACGCGGAGACGGUGUCGACCUACUCCUUUUCCGGGACAUCUUGGGUCGGGUACGACGACGUUGCCUCGGCGAUGGUGAAGAUUGGAUUGGCACAAGCCCUUGGGCUUCGGGGAUAUUUCUUCUGGGCCCUCAGUUUUGAAACCGAAUGGCAAAUAUCCUCCCAAGCAUCCCGAGCGUGGAUUCUUGAUGAUUGA
This is a messenger RNA of Rhodamnia argentea, 1101 nucleotides long. RefSeq names its product class V chitinase CHIT5b-like. Gene Ontology annotation, molecular function: chitinase activity; chitin binding. NCBI's taxonomy places the organism in Eukaryota, Viridiplantae, Streptophyta, Magnoliopsida, Myrtales, Myrtaceae. The record is from RefSeq and is a predicted model, not a curated record. The coding region runs from base 1 to 1101 and encodes 366 amino acids. Gene Ontology annotation, cellular component: extracellular region. The transcript is spliced from 2 exons. Gene Ontology annotation, biological process: chitin catabolic process; carbohydrate metabolic process.